GGAUAUAAAUCCACCAGUGGCGAACAUAAACCCCGACGUGGUGAAUAUAACUAUGGAUAUAAAUCCCCUGAUGACGAAUAUAAAUCUCCAUAUGGCGAAUAUAACAAAGGAUACAAAUCCUCCGAUGGCGAAUAUAGCAAAGGAUACAAAUCCUCCGAUGGCGAAUAUAACAAAGGAUAUAAAUCCUCAGAUGGUGAAUAUAACUAUGGAUAUAAAUCCCCUGGUGAUGAAUACAAAUCUUCAUACGACGAACAUAACAAAGGAUAUAAAUCUUCCGAUGGCGAAUAUAAACUACCAGGUGGAGGCCAUGAUUAAAUGACUUGCCAAUCCUCACAAUAAAGCAUCAUGUACUAUUAUAAAACACUUGUGCACGUACGUAGUGGCAAGAUUAAUACUUUGUAAUAGUCUUGCUACUUUAGGCCUUGUUGUAAUAAGUAUGAAUAAAACACCAUGCAGUUCAUGUGGAUGGUUGGUCAUGUAAUAUCUUACUGUACAAUAUAUUGCGAUAUGAAUAAUAUAUUUUCAUAACUUA
Capsicum annuum is the source of this 532-nucleotide messenger RNA. RefSeq names its product dormancy-associated protein 2-like. The record is from RefSeq and is a predicted model, not a curated record. NCBI's taxonomy places the organism in Eukaryota, Viridiplantae, Streptophyta, Magnoliopsida, Solanales, Solanaceae.